UUUUCAUCCUAUCAGUACCGUGCCCUCCUCACUCACUCCAGACAGACACAAACUGCUAGCUGACAAGGAUUUUCCAUGGCUGCAAACUCUCAGUGUGUACUUCUUGUUAUAUUGCUUAAUUUUCUGACAUUAUCACUUGGCACUCAAGAUGACCUUAUGAUCAGUACAAGCGAUGGGAAAAUUCAAGGGAAAUUGCUUUCUGUGCUGGGUUCGGAUGUUAGAGCCUUUCUUGGAAUUCCCUAUGGAAAACCACCUGUUGGGAAAUUAAGAUUCAGAGCGCCAGAGCCAGUAGAGAAAUGGGAUGGUGUGAAGGAUGCUACCAACUUUCCAAAUUCCUGCUACCAGAUGCCUGAUACAGCCUUUCCUGGGUUCAAAGGUGUAGAAAUGUGGAACCCAAACACUCCUCUGAGUGAGGACUGUCUGUACCUCAAUGUCUGGUCGCCACGUUUCAACAAAACGCAGCCUGCACCACUUGCCCCUGUCUUUGUCUGGAUUCAUGGUGGUGGGUUCAUCUCAGGAACAUCGUCAUUGGACAUUUACGACGGCCGUUUCCUGAGUAAAUCUGAAAGUGUUGUUGUGGUAUCAAUGAAUUACAGAUUGGGAGCGUUUGGUUUCCUGUCUCUUCCCGACAACACAAAUAUCCAGGGUAAUGCAGGCCUUUUGGACCAACGCCUGGCUCUUAAAUGGGUUGCAAAUAAUAUUGCAGCUUUUGGUGGUGAUCCUUCUAAGGUUACUCUGUUCGGAGAAAGUGCUGGGUCUGCAUCUGUUGGCUUCCAGCUGCUCUCGCCGGGCAGCCAGGAUCUUUUUCAAAGGGCUGUGAUGCAGAGUGGCUCCCCCAAUGCAUACUGGGGCACAAUUAGUCAGACUGAGGCCUGGGACAGGUCUCUUAUGCUGGCAAAACUUGUGGAUUGUCCCUCAUCUCCUGCAGCUCGUCUAGAAGCUUGUCUGCAGCAGGCUGAUCCUCAAAAAGUCUCAACCAAGCAAUUUGAGGUUCUCACUCAAUCGUCACUAUUAAGUCUUCCCUUUAUGCCUCAUGUUGAUGGGAACUUCUUACCAGAUGCAGUUGAUGUACUUCUAAGUUCUGGUAACUUUGCAAAGAAAGAUGUGAUGUUUGGUUUAAAUAAGGAUGAAGGGACAUAUUUUGCUGUUUAUGCAGUCCCUGGAUUUAAUAACACCGGUCAGAGUCUCAUCACUAGAAAGGAAUUCUUGGCAGGAGUGACGCUUGCAAUGGAUACUGCGAGUGAUGUCAUGAGAGAUGCAGCCAUUUUCCAUUACACGGAUUGGACAGAUGUGGACAACAGGGUGAAAAACCGUGACUCUGUAUGUAGUCUUGUUGGAGAUCAAAUGUUCAUGUGUCCAGUGCUCGACUUUGCUCACAGGGUCGUAAACACAGGAAGCUUACAUCAAAAGAAGCAGAUCUUCCAGAUAGGAUGUAUCUGCAAUAAAACAUUACAGCCCCCCCCAUCCAGAACCUCGAGAAUCUGGCUGUAUCCAUGCUGCCCUCCUGCUGCUGUUGAUCUCUUUGAUUGAGGCCAGUGAUCAGCUGCAUCCCUCUCUACAAUUGUUUGAAAUUAUUCAACUGGAGUUUGGUUUCCAGCUUCUCUCUGUAGGUAUCUUUACACUUUCUCAGCCCUGCCUUUAGGUCAUGGUGUAGGUUUCUCAACUUGUCCUUGUUCCCAGGCCUGAAGAUCCUCUACUUUUCAUUCAGCAUGUCCCAGUAUGCAGUCUCACUGGCUCCCUGACUCCAGAAUUCUUCUCACAGGCUUGGUGGCAACAGGAAGUCUUAGAACUGCAAGAACAUACUGAGAUGUUAACAGGACCUGGUUUUGGUCUGAUCUACAUAGUUGGCAAGGGCAGUGGCUUUGUAUACAUCCUGCAUGUUUGCGUGCAGAAGAUCCAAAGUUUUAUUUUUUCAUGUUUUGACCAGAUACUGCUUUAAAGUUGGCAUAGUGGAGGCUAGAUAUGGUUGAAACCGCCAGUGAUGGUGAUGAAAGGCUCUGGGGGUUUAUGCUUUAGGUCAGUGAAAGUCCCGUGUGUGAUGUCACAUGCUGCUGACCCAUUAGCUGCUACAUAAACACGUAUUAAUAUAGCGGAGAAUUCUCAUCGUAGAUAACAUGUCCUGGAUUGCAUCACCAUUUAUUAACAAACACUGCAAUCUCUCCAUCUUUUCUUCUUAUUGCUCAGCUUGGCGUCUUUGUCAGCCAAACUAUGAAAAAGUCUGAUACUGUGGUGGUGUGGUCCAGGUACCUUUGUAAAGCAUAAUACACUGCGCUCCCGAUACUGCCGAUUACUCUGAUGCUUUACCAGUUAUCCACUUUUAAGAGACCUCACAUUCCCCAUGACGACCGGUGGAAAGGAGGGUUUAUGUUUCCUUCUCCUUGAUUAUAUUCUUACUCUGGCCUGGCACUGAUUACGUCACCUUUUGAGUUCCUGCAGGAUGACCGGUCUGGCUACAGGCAGCAGUGUUGUGUUUUUGAAAGUGCCAGAUCCUGAGUGUGAGAGUGCCAGGUCCUGAGUGUAUAGAAACACAGAGCCAUUCCACUCAGUCUUACCCCUCAUCAUGACAAAUAUAAAAAAGACAGUGAGGACCAUAAAAUUACAAAAAAGACGACUAAGGUCUAUAGUUUGUAAAAACUGAAAUCUAAAAAAAAAAGACAAAAAGGACACUAUGAAUAAAACCGCAAAACACACUUAACUACGGAAGCUGCUGCAACAAACCACAAUUCUCACAACAUCUAGAGACUAAGAACAAGAACAAGACUCAACUCUUAUGUUCUUGCGAUUAUUGCAAACAAAUCCUGACAAAACACUGACGAAUAGAGCUGGUUUAAAGAAAUGCCACCUUACUAAUAGUUUAAAGACCCCCGGAGAGCAGUCAUUUUGGUUUUCUACCUUAGACCCCC
Molecule: messenger RNA, 2903 nt
Organism: Maylandia zebra (zebra mbuna)
Lineage: Eukaryota; Metazoa; Chordata; Actinopteri; Cichliformes; Cichlidae
Product: acetylcholinesterase
Biological process (GO): acetylcholine catabolic process; choline metabolic process
Cellular component (GO): plasma membrane
Molecular function (GO): acetylcholinesterase activity
Source: RefSeq, a predicted model, not a curated record